CUUUCACCUUCUCUCCCUCCGACACGCUCUAGAAAAUGCUGGAGGAGCAGCUGAUAACCCACGCUUCCGGAGAGGCCCUUCGCACCUUCAUUUAUGGGUUUUAUUUCUACAAGAUUGUGGACGACAAGGAGCAAGAGCGAGGGGGCAUUCAGCAGCCGGCCCUGUGGCACACAGCAGCCAAAGACGAGUUCUCCGCCUUCCAGCGGAAGUGGUUUGAGGUGGCUUUUGUGGCAGAGGAGCUCCUUCAUUCUGACAUCCCGGCCUUCCUCCUGCCGUGGCUGCCCAGCCGCCCGGCCUCCUACGCCAGCAGGCACAGCUCCUUCAGCCGCAGCUUUGGAGGGCGGAGCCAGGCGGCAGCGUUACUGGCUGCCACAGUGCCAGAACAGCGGACGGUGACCCUGGAUGUGGACAUAAACAACCGCACGGACCGGCUGGAGUGGUGCAGCUGUUACUACCAUGGCAACUUCUCCCUCAAUGCUGCCUUCGAGGUCAAGUUGCACUGGAUGGCGGUGACGGCGGCUGUUCUCUUUGAGAUGGUCCAAGGUUGGCAUCGCAAAGCCACUUCCUGUGGGUUCCUGCUGGUCCCCGUCCUGGAGGGGCCAUUUGCGCCGCCCAGUUACUUGUACGGAGACCCCCUUCGAGCCCAGCUUUUCAUCCCGCUCAGCACCAGCUGUCUGCUGAAAGAGGGCAGUGAGCACCUCUUUGAUGGCUUUGAGCCAGAAACCUAUUGGGACCGGAUGCACCUUCUGCAGGAGGCCAUCGCACACAGGUUUGGAUUCGUACAGGAUAAAUACUCAGCCUCUGCCUUCAACUUCCCUGCAGAGAACAAGCCCCAGUAUAUCCACGUUACAGGCACGGUCUUCCUCCAGCUGCCGUACUCCAAGCGGAAGUUCUCCGGGCAGCAGCGCCGCCGACGCAACUCCACCAGCUCCGCCAACCAGAACGUCUUCUGCGAGGAGCGCAUUGGCUACAACUGGGCCUACAACACCAUGCUGACCAAGACCUGGCGGUCCAGCGCCACGGGCGACGAGAAGUUUGCCGACCGGCUGCUGAAAGACUUCACGGACUUCUGCUGCAACAAGGACGGUCGGCUCGCCUCCUUCUGGACGGGCUGCCUGGAGAAGAUGCACGCCAGCGCGCCCUGAGAACCGGCUUCUGCAGGCCGGGCAAAGCCCAAUUCAGCCGGGAGCAGCCAAAGCCCCCGUGGCAGGCUUGGCAUCUGAGCGAGCCGCCAGGGCCUGCAAGGGUCAGGCUGAGAGGAAAGAAGAUUUGAGGAAUCGAGAAAUAGCAGACAGAAGUUUGUGCUGAGAGGCUUCUGGCCUGCUCCUGGGUGGCAGAUGCUAUGUAUAUAUAAAUAUGUAAAUAUAUACCGUAUAAAUACAGAAUUUACAAUUUAAUCAAUAGGAAAGGACAUCCUUUCCCUCCCAUUCCUUGUAUUUUGAUAAGCCUGCGGCCUCUUUCAACGGUGGGUAAUUAGGAAAAGAGCAAAAAUGGCCACGUCUGAAAAGAUCCUGGUUGGAAAGGGAGAUUUUAAAGAUGCUGGGUGGGAACAAGCCAUAAAUGCAGAGCAAGGCG
This is a messenger RNA of Notechis scutatus (mainland tiger snake), 1575 nucleotides long. Lineage: Eukaryota; Metazoa; Chordata; Lepidosauria; Squamata; Elapidae. The record is from RefSeq and is a predicted model, not a curated record.